ACGACUUUUCCUCCCUCUCUCUCUCUCUCGAAUGGCAACGAAUCAGAACAAAAUAGCUCAUUUGUUCCUCAAAUCUCAGUGCUUUCAUUCUUUUGCUAUAAAACGAGUACAGUAAAUAAUAAAAAUACGAAAUGGGAAAGAAAUCUGCAUCGUCUUUAUCCUCAUCGUCGUCGCCGCCUUCGUGGUGGUGGUGGAGAUAUCGAUCGGCACUCGUCAUAAUCUCAUUCGUGGCUCUCACAUGGCUGCUCGUCGACCACCAAUCCCUCACCUUGGAGGACCAGGUAGUGGUGUCCAGGUUGAAUAAGGAGCUGAAAAUAUUGAAGAAUCAGUUAGAAAAUGUGAAGAAGCAUAUAAGAGGCUGGAGCAUUGUUGAAGAGGAUAUGGAUGAUCCUCUCAAUGUAGAACGAAGAAAUGCGGUUAAGGAUGCUAUGGUUCAUGCCUGGACUUGCUACGAGAAGUAUGCGUGGGGUCGUGAUGAACUCCAGCCACAGACGAAAGACGCUGCUGACACUUUCGGUGGUCUAGGAGCAACUCUAGUGGAUUCUCUUGAUACAUUGUAUAUAAUGGGUCUUGACCAGCAAUUCCAAAGAGCUAGAGAGUGGGUUGCAACCUCAUUGAAUUUCAACAAGAAUUACGAGGCUAGUGUUUUUGAGACAACCAUAAGAGUUAUAGGCGGACUUCUUAGCGCAUAUGAUCUGUCAGAUGACAAACUCUUCCUUGACAAGGCUAGAGAUAUUGCAGAUAGGUUGCUGCCUGCAUGGAAUACACCUUCCGGAAUCCCAUACAACAUGAUCAACUUGAUGUAUGGUAAUGCCCAUAACCCUAGGUGGGCAGGGGGAAAAAGUAUUCUUGCAGAUGCUGCUUCAGAACAGCUUGAAUUUAUUGCUCUAUCUCAACGGACGAAAGACCCCAAGUACCAGCAGAAGGUCGAAUAUGUCAUCAAAGAGUUUCAUAAAAUCUUCCCUGCUGAUGGAUUGCUUCCCAUAUAUCUUGAUCCUCACACUGGAACAAUGUCAUACUCAAAAGUUACAUUCGGUGCCUUGGGUGAUAGUUUUUAUGAAUAUCUACUCAAGGCUUGGAUACAAGGAAACAAAACAGAAGCUGUAAAACAUUACAGAGAAAUGUGGGAGACAUCAAUGAAAGGUUUGAAAAGCUUGAUUCGGAGGACAACACCAUCCUCGUUUGCAUAUAUAUGUGAAAAGCUUGGAAGCUCACUAACUGACAAGAUGGAUGAAUUAGCUUGCUUUGCUCCUGGCAUGCUGGCUUUAGGAUCUUCUGGCUAUGACCCCGGCGAAGCUGAAAAGAUUUUAUCCCUUGCUGAAGAGCUUGCAUGGACAUGUUACAAUUUCUAUCAGACAACGCCUACAAAAUUGGCUGGGGAGAACUAUAACUUUCCUGCUGGACAGGACAUGACCGUGGGAACAUCAUGGAACAUUUUAAGGCCUGAAACUGUUGAGUCACUUUUCUACCUAUGGCGGUUAACUGGGAACAAAACUUACCAAGAAUGGGGUUGGAACAUUUUCCAAGCAUUUGAAAAUAACUCUCGUACAGAUACAGGAUAUAGUGGACUUAAAGAUGUAAGUAAAGGUGAUAAAGACAAUAUGAUGCAGAGCUUCUUCCUUGCAGAAACACUGAAGUAUCUCUACCUCCUCUUUUCACCUCCGUCAUUCAUCUCUUUGGACGAAUGGGUGUUUAACACAGAAGCGCACCCACUAAGGAUUGUGACUCAAACCCAGUAAUGGUGGGAUUUGUAGUACAACUGGACAAGACAGAUUCCCAGAAAGGUUCCAGUGUGGGAAAGGUCAUUUAGGAUCAAAUUAGUUCCAAUAUUGAUUAACCGCAAGCCUCACAUUUUGACAUUCUGUAUGAUCCAUGCCAUUACUCAACUUGAGGAUUACUUCCUUGAACUAGAUAUUGAAGACAGUUCAUUUAUGUGCCGGUGAUGAUUAACCGCCGCAAGCCUCACAUUUUGACAUUCUGUAAGACCCAGGCCAUUACUCAACUUGAGGAUUACUUCCUUGAACUAGAUAUUGAAGACAGUUCAUUUAUGUGCCGGUGAUGGUGAAUGGCUGUGCUGAAAACUGAUUGCACCCUUUCAAUUACCACUUGGUAUGUAACAAUAGAUUGUAGAAUAUUAGAACGAAUUAGGAUUCUCUUUGUAGCUGGUGUUUCUGGUUCUGCUGUUGUGUUUAUGGCCAAAACAAAUAUUGUUUCAGCCCUUCAAUUUUCUCUUCGUCUUUUUUCCUUUUAAUGUUCUCUUAAAUGUAAAUCCUAAACCGCAUAAACCUUGAAUCUUUCACCCUAUCAUGAUUGAUCGUCUUGACUAUCAACACAAUUUUAUUGCUUCAUGACAGACAAUACAAGUACAGGAUCUUAUUUUUAUUAUA
Messenger RNA from Rosa chinensis, 2387 nucleotides. RefSeq names its product mannosyl-oligosaccharide 1,2-alpha-mannosidase MNS1. Lineage: Eukaryota; Viridiplantae; Streptophyta; Magnoliopsida; Rosales; Rosaceae. Gene Ontology annotation, biological process: N-glycan processing; carbohydrate metabolic process. Gene Ontology annotation, cellular component: Golgi membrane; endoplasmic reticulum. Bases 132 to 1739 code for a protein of 535 amino acids. The record is from RefSeq and is a predicted model, not a curated record. The transcript has 14 exons. Gene Ontology annotation, molecular function: mannosyl-oligosaccharide 1,2-alpha-mannosidase activity; calcium ion binding.